GCGAGUCGUGUUUUUUGCGUGGAUCAUAGGAAACGGGGAAACAAAGUCAGAAGUAGGAGAUGAAACCGAGAAGGGAUUCGGACGUGCUCUUGUCGAAGUUCGGUCACAAAGAGCUCCUCUUCAAGUUCCUCGUAAUCGGUGACUAUGGUGUUGGGAAAACUGCGUUAGUCAGGAGAUACACGGAAGGCAGGUAUACGUCGAAUUACAAGAUUACCAUAGGAGCCGACUUCGCCAUAAAAACGCUCGAUUGGGAUCCUCUUACUAAAAUAAACUUACAACUAUGGGAUGUCGCUGGUCACGAAAGAUUCGGGUAUAUGACCAGAGUUUAUUACAAAUAUGCAGUGGCCGCAGCUUUGGUUUUCGAUAUCUCGCGGAUAGCAACUUUCCAAUCUAUUAGAAAGUGGCUGUGUGAUCUGAGGGAAAAACUUACCCUUCCAGACGGUUCGAAUAUACCGGUGGUACUUCUGGCGAACAAAUGUGAUAUUCCUUGUCCCGCCAUUUCAACCGAACAAAUCGCCAAGUUCUGCAAGGAAAAUAAUAUCGGCGCUUGGUUUGCUACCUCUGCCAAAGAAAAUACAAACAUCGAUGUGGCGAUGCGUUAUUUAGUGGAAAACGUUCUUAAAAUUAAAUUCGACGGAGGAAUUUGCGAGUCUGUCCGAUUACGGGACAAACUUACGAUUCGAGAACAUACCGGAUGUUGCAAGUUAUGA
Messenger RNA from Habropoda laboriosa, 710 nucleotides. Its product is annotated as ras-related protein Rab-38-like. Gene Ontology annotation, cellular component: vesicle; Golgi apparatus; trans-Golgi network. Gene Ontology annotation, molecular function: GTP binding; GTPase activity. Bases 60 to 710 code for a protein of 216 amino acids. NCBI's taxonomy places the organism in Eukaryota, Metazoa, Arthropoda, Insecta, Hymenoptera, Apidae. The record is from RefSeq and is a predicted model, not a curated record. Gene Ontology annotation, biological process: vesicle-mediated transport. The transcript has 6 exons.